This is a messenger RNA of Ruditapes philippinarum (Manila clam), 864 nucleotides long. RefSeq lists its product as uncharacterized. The record is from RefSeq and is a predicted model, not a curated record. The coding region runs from base 229 to 849 and encodes 206 amino acids. NCBI's taxonomy places the organism in Eukaryota, Metazoa, Mollusca, Bivalvia, Venerida, Veneridae. Gene Ontology annotation, molecular function: DNA-binding transcription factor activity. The transcript is spliced from 2 exons. Gene Ontology annotation, biological process: regulation of DNA-templated transcription.
GACGAUUUAAACAUAUUUUCUACGUUGUAACGUUAUUUCUAUGAAAAUAAAUGUUGGUAUAAAUAAGUCGAAGUCUUUUUAGCAUACGCUUAUUAUAACAUAAGACAGUACAGUGUUCACAUGAUUUGCUAUUAUCAUUUUUUUUUGCUUGAAACGUGUACUUGAAACAUUGAAAUAAAGAAAUGUGCGAGUGUUAUUAACACUUUUUAUCUUUAAUUUACAGAAAUCAUGUUUGAGCUCCAGGAUUCUAACUCAAAGAUAAAUUUGUUAUUUACAAUGGAUGAAAAUACAGUGCAAGUUGUGCCGACGAAUCAAUCCGGCACCAUUACAAUAGAUAGCAACGGAUAUAUUUACGGAAUACCCACGUGCGUUACAUCAUGUGACACUGUAGAUGAUACUGAAAUCAGCAACGCAUAUAACAGCGGUGCUACAAACUUUUUAAGCGCUGAUGCAAUGGACAUGACAGGGUACGAGCAAGUACCAAAUGUUGCUGACUCGUCUUCGAUUAUGGAAAUGUACAACAUAAAGGACAAAGACCUAGCGGAUGCUGCGGCAAAGGCUAUGGUAGACGGGAAUAUGACGCCUUUAAUUAAGGAGGAACUUAAGUGCUCCAUUCAGUCAAAGAGAUUGAAAGCUGGAAAACCAGAACUGAAAGUAGAAUUCACAGAUCCAGAACCGUGCCAGUUAACGGAAACAGAGCAGAUGAAUGUAGAAAAAAGAAAAAUCCAGAAUCGGUUAGCAGCGCAAAGGUUCCGUAAUAAACAGAGAAAAAGAGGGGACCAGCUACACAAGGUAAGGUGGCUGAAUCUGGACCGAGUACCAGUAAAGAUGGGUUCAGUUGAAUUUUAAAUGAAUUGAUGAAUU